CCACAACGAUCGGCAAACAAAACCAAGUCUAAUCUAAAAGCUCUCAGGCAUUACCAUGGCAACCUCUGCUAUCCAACAAUCUGCUUUCGCUGGCCAAACAGCUUUGAAGCAGUCCAAUGAGCUCGUCUGCAAGGUCGGUGCCGUCGGUGGUGGUCGCGUUUCCAUGCGUAGAACCGUCAAAAGUGCUCCAACCAGCAUCUGGUAUGGCCCUGACCGCCCAAAGUACUUGGGUCCAUUCUCCGACCAAAUCCCAUCAUACCUGACCGGUGAAUUCCCUGGGGACUACGGGUGGGACACUGCUGGAUUAUCAGCUGACCCUGAGACAUUUGCCAAGAACCGUGAGCUUGAGGUGAUCCACUGUAGGUGGGCUAUGCUUGGUGCCCUCGGCUGUGUUUUCCCUGAAAUUCUUUCAAAGAAUGGUGUCAAGUUCGGAGAGGCGGUUUGGUUCAAGGCUGGUUCCCAAAUCUUCUCCGAGGGUGGCCUUGACUAUCUUGGCAACCCAAACCUCAUCCAUGCUCAGAGUAUUCUUGCUAUCUGGGCUUGCCAAGUUGUGCUCAUGGGAUUUGUUGAAGGGUACAGAGUUGGUGGUGGACCACUCGGUGAAGGACUCGACCCAAUUUACCCAGGUGGUGCUUUUGACCCGCUUGGAUUGGCUGAUGACCCUGAUGCCUUCGCGGAAUUGAAGGUUAAAGAGAUCAAGAACGGCCGCCUGGCAAUGUUCUCCAUGUUUGGGUUCUUCGUCCAGGCUAUUGUCACUGGAAAGGGUCCCAUCGAGAACCUUUUCGAUCACCUUGCUGAUCCGGUGGCCAACAAUGCUUGGGCUUAUGCCACAAACUUUGUCCCCGGAAAAUGAACAACUUAGAUGAAGUCAUAGUCAUAGAUGUUUCUUUGAAAGCUGUAAUGUUAAUCAGUGUUCACUAUGAUGUGGUUUCACUGCUUAUCUUAGGAGCUUUUGUAUCAUUAAUGCUUUGAUCUUUUGUAAUUGAAAUAGUAUUUUCUUGAUAUCACUAAAA
Molecule: messenger RNA, 1013 nt
Organism: Gossypium raimondii (Peruvian cotton)
Lineage: Eukaryota; Viridiplantae; Streptophyta; Magnoliopsida; Malvales; Malvaceae
Product: chlorophyll a-b binding protein 151, chloroplastic
Exons: 2
Coding region: 56-853 (265 amino acids)
Biological process (GO): response to light stimulus; photosynthesis, light harvesting in photosystem I
Cellular component (GO): chloroplast envelope; chloroplast thylakoid membrane; plastoglobule
Source: RefSeq, a predicted model, not a curated record